This is a messenger RNA of Jatropha curcas, 783 nucleotides long. RefSeq lists its product as uncharacterized. The record is from RefSeq and is a predicted model, not a curated record. Lineage: Eukaryota; Viridiplantae; Streptophyta; Magnoliopsida; Malpighiales; Euphorbiaceae.
UCUUCAGUAAGACCAUUAUUUCCAUCCUCCAUCGCCUUUCUUCUUGGCCAAUACAAAGGUGAUGUGAGAUAGACACUUUUAUCAUACUAAGAGUGCUCUCUUCUCUAUAUUUAUGUAGUUUAUUUCUUAUCUAUUGGUUGAAAUGGGAAGCAAAAGAAGCAAUUCUAAAGAGGAAAUUGUAAGAAGCCGCUGUAACAAGGUGAGUAUCGGAAGAAAUUUUGAGGUCAAUUAUAGUUCAGGAAUUGAGAAGGAGAAAAGAAUGAAUGAAGAUGACAAUGGUAUUGCUUUAAUUCUAUCCAUCUUCCAUGCUGAAGGGAUACACAACCUUAGGACGAAUCCUUUCGUUACUCAUGGGAUUUAUAAGGUUGAAUCUUGGGUUGAAAUUGGAAACCCAUGCGUAACUCUAGAAGUGUCCGGCUCAGCAAACCCCGUAUGGAACCAAAGAUUUUGCAUCCCAUUAGAAAAUCCCAUGGAUUGUAAGGUUUUACAUUUGGAAGUAAUUCGAACUUAUUCUAGAUCUGAUCCAGGAACAUCUACUGGCGAGGUCUUGGUAGGCAAAAUGCAGCUCCCAUUGCCCAAACUCUCAACCAAAAUACAAGGCCUUUUUGGAUUCGUGAAGCCUGAAGGGAUUGGAUACAAGGUCGCGGGGGGGAUUUAUCUAAGUAUGGAGUUGACUAAAAUUAAAAAGUAUAAGUAUUUUGUCUAAAUGUUCAAUUAAUGUUUUCAACAAAGCUCUUAGAUUGUUCUAAUAAAUAAGGAAUUUGUAUUUCCUUUCGCAGUUUA